Carassius gibelio (silver crucian carp) is the source of this 1985-nucleotide messenger RNA. Its product is annotated as homeobox protein Hox-A3a. The coding region runs from base 31 to 1266 and encodes 411 amino acids. The transcript is spliced from 2 exons. Gene Ontology annotation, biological process: regulation of transcription by RNA polymerase II. Gene Ontology annotation, molecular function: DNA-binding transcription factor activity, RNA polymerase II-specific; RNA polymerase II cis-regulatory region sequence-specific DNA binding. NCBI's taxonomy places the organism in Eukaryota, Metazoa, Chordata, Actinopteri, Cypriniformes, Cyprinidae. Gene Ontology annotation, cellular component: nucleus. The record is from RefSeq and is a predicted model, not a curated record.
AAAGUGAAAUAAACAUUGGGAAACGGCGAGAUGCAAAAAGCGACCUAUUGCGACGGCUCGGCAAUUUACAGUGGCUUCCCCUAUCAAAGCACAAAUGGUUUAGGUUAUGAUGCCAAUCAGGAGCAAUAUCUCCAGGCCCUUCAUGUGGAAAGUGAGUACCAUCGACCGGCAUGCUCUCUGCAGUCCCCUGGUGGUUCUGCAGCUCUGCACAAACCCAGUGAAAUUUCAGAGGGCUGCCAACGGAGUAACGGCACACAAGCCCCAGUACCAGAUAUCCCAGGCAACAACCAGCCCCCUACUGCUCCUUCUGGGCCAUCUUCCCCCAGUGCCCUGAACCAAAAUCCGAGCAAUGACACCAUCGCCAAGAACCCAGGAGACGCUUCUCCACCGCCAACCACAAGGAAACAAAUUUUUCCGUGGAUGAAGGAAUCUCGUCAGAACACAAAGCAGAAAUCUUGUAGUACCAUAUCAGUAGAGAGCUGCGCUGGAGACAAGAGUCCCCCCGGUUCUGCCGCCUCCAAGCGCGCUCGUACUGCAUACACUUCUGCUCAACUCGUAGAGCUGGAGAAAGAAUUCCACUUCAAUCGUUACCUCUGCCGCCCGCGACGAGUGGAAAUGGCAAAUCUGCUCAACUUGACGGAAAGGCAGAUUAAAAUAUGGUUCCAGAAUCGCAGGAUGAAGUACAAAAAGGACCAGAAGGGGCUAGGAAUGAUGCCCUCUCCUGGAGCACAGUCUCCUCACAGUCCCGUUGCUCUGUCAUCCGGUGGCGGAGGAGGGGGUGGGAGUGCAUAUUUAAGUUCAAUGCAUUCUCUGGUUAACAGCAUGCCCUACGACUCACCCUCUCCAGCAUCCUAUAACAAACCCCAGCCUAAUGCGUACAGCCUUCCUACGUCAUACCCACCUCCUCUGAAUAACUGCCCGCCUCCUCAGAAGAGGUAUCCAGGGACUGGCACAGCCACGCCGGAAUAUGAUACGCAUCACCUUCAAGGCAACAACAAUUACGGGACACAAGUGCAGGGAAGCCCGGUUUAUGUCAGUGGUGGUGGAGGCUACUCGGAUUCUUUGGUGGGGAUGGGGCCCUCGGUAUUUGGCCUGACACAUCUACCGCAUCCACCUCAAGGCAAUAUAGACUACAACGGCGCUAUCACCAUGGGAAACAGCCAUCAUCAAGGAACGUGCGAACCAAACCCAUGCACAUUCACAGAACUUACACCGCACUAUUCUCAGGAAAGAAUUCAGGAAGCGCCCAAACUGACGCAUCUAUAGUGCCGAUACCAUGUAUUUCUCUCCCAGUCUGCACACAUUUGAGCUCCGUCUGACUGAGUUUUCAGCCACCUACAGCUGCGUAUGUUUGGUUCAUAUAGCCUAGUUUUCCUGACAUAGCCUCAGGUGAAAUUACCUUGUUGUUGGUUUCACUCAAUACAUAAAAUGGAAAUUAAAGUUCCUCAAAGCUCAAAUGUCAUGGCAUCAUGGGAAUAUGUAGGCCUAUUUAAAUUAAGGAAAUCUGAAACAGGGUUUUUUAAAGUGUAUUUUAAAGUCUUCAAAAUUCCCCUCAGUCCAGGAUUUAUUUUCUGUUUUGCAUUUUGCACUUAAGGAAGGAUGCAUAUGAACACGAUUUCUUAUCUAACAGUCUUAUACAGUGUGAGCUCAUGAUUUGUAGGUCUUUCAAAUGUAUUUAUUUGUUUCCAUGGACAGUAGAUUGUGUUAUUUAGCCCAAAUCCUUCAGAUACUGAGUAAAGGGAAACCGGAUCCCGGGAUUCUCCCAGUCAUGUCAGUGCUGAAACAAGUGCUAACAGGCAAGACUGUUUAUCAAAGGUCAAUGUGUUCCAAUAAUAAUCAAUGUAUGCGAAUGUUAAUCAUGUGUUGCUUAGAGUCGAAAGAGACUGCGAUCAGAUACUCAAACUUUUAUUUGCUCUAAUUUUUUUUUUUUUAUGUCAUACAUUCCAUGCUGCUCCACUUCUGAAGAAAUAAAAUACAUUAAUUGA